CAGUUUGAGGGCGGGUGCACUGACAGGGGCUCAGACGGACAAUCCCCAGUUUGUGUGCUUCCUCGAGGAGUCCUUCAUGGGACUCUUUAAGUGCUCUCUUGUUCACACACAUUGAGAUCCGUUUGCUCAGCGUGAUGGCAGAGCAGUACAAAUACCCAUCUCACCUGGGUACCACUACCACCUGUCCAGAAGCUCCUCAGUCUGUGAUAUAGUGUGCCCACUGAAAGGACAUCGCGGCCUUCUAGAUCUGGAACUGUUAGAACAACUGCCGCUGUAAUCCAAAGACUAGUAGCAAAGAUCGGACAACAGUCGGUAGACUCCGGAGGCCUGGAGACCCCACCUCGUACUAGAUGUCAUCUGCCCUGCAGAGGGAUAAACCUGUAGACAGGAACUGGAUGGCAUGCCUGGGGACAUCCUCCACCCUCCUGUUUUGCACUGGCUUUUUCUUGUUCCCAACUGAGAGUCCUCAGGGCCCCGCAGGUUCACCAGACCAAGAAGGCUUCUUUAACCUGCUGAGCCACGUGCAGGGCGAUCGGAUGGAGGAGCAGCGUUGUUCCUUGCAGGCUGGUCCAGGCCAGACCCCAGAAAGCCAGGGUGGCCCUGCUCCCGAGAUGGACAAUCUCAUGGAUAUGCUGGCCGACACCCAGGGCCGCCGCAUGGAUGACCAGCGUGUGACAGUCAAUUCCCUGCCUGGCUUCCAACCUAUUGGUCCCAAGGAUGGAAUGCAGAAACGACCCGGGACCCUCAGCCCUCAACCCCUGCUCACCCCUCAGGACCCUGCUGCACUCAGCUUCCGCAGGAACAGCAGCCCCCAACCCCAGACACAAGCUCCUUGAGAGUUCUAGCCAUCCUGGGCCCCUC
Messenger RNA from Alexandromys fortis (reed vole), 861 nucleotides. RefSeq names its product Purkinje cell protein 2 (gene Pcp2). Lineage: Eukaryota; Metazoa; Chordata; Mammalia; Rodentia; Cricetidae. The transcript has 5 exons. The record is from RefSeq and is a predicted model, not a curated record. Gene Ontology annotation, molecular function: guanyl-nucleotide exchange factor activity; protein binding. Bases 351 to 836 code for a protein of 161 amino acids.